AUGUGCCGUCGCGUGCCAGUGUGCGCUGCAGAUCAGUGUCGGAAACGGGCGAUCGUUGGCACGGGAUUGUACAGAUACGCACCGCGCUUCAAGUUCUACCUCGGCCACGGCUUUGCCAUCGGAUACCUCGUCCUUGUCAGCGCCGCUGCCACCGCGCUCAACUGGACCAUACUCACGAGGCUGAACAGGGAGGAGCACCAGUUGCUGCAGUCGGGCGAAUUCAGCGAGAAAGACGAUGAAGAAAGUCGUUUGCUGCUGGGUGGCCCUGAUGAGCAUCCGCUCUGGAAGUAG
Molecule: messenger RNA, 291 nt
Organism: Fomitopsis serialis
Lineage: Eukaryota; Fungi; Basidiomycota; Agaricomycetes; Polyporales; Fomitopsidaceae
Exons: 2
Coding region: 1-291 (96 amino acids)
Source: RefSeq, a predicted model, not a curated record